GAAGAUGGCGUCCGACAUGGAGACAGAAGUGCAGGCCCUUGACAGAAGCCUCCUGGAAUGUUCCUCCGAGGAGAUUGCCCUGAACUGGCUGCAAGCAUCUGAUCUUCCUAAAGAAAUAUAUAAGCACCUAGCCUAUUAUGUGCCCCAAAUUUACUGCAGAGGUCCCAAUCCAGCCCCCGAAAGAGAAGAUAUGCUUGCACAACAUGUUCUUCUGGGCCCAAUGGAAUGGUAUCUUUGUGGUGAAGAUCCUACUUAUGGCUUUCAAAAACUUGAGCAAGCAAACAAACCUUCACAUCUUUGUGGCCGAGUUUUUAAAGUUGGAGAACCUACCUAUUCUUGCAGAGAUUGUGCAGUUGAUUCUACUUGUGUAUUAUGCAUGGAAUGCUUUCUGGGAAGUGUUCACAGGGAGCAUCGAUAUAGGAUGACAACUUCAGGUGGAGGUGGUUUCUGUGACUGUGGUGACACUGAAGCUUGGAAAGAAGGUUUUUACUGCCAGAAGCAUGAGCACAGUACUUCAGAAACUGAGGAGAAUGAGGAUCCUCUUGUGCAUUUGCCAGAAGAUAUGAUAACGAAAGUGUAUGGUAUUUUUGCAGUUGUCUUUCAGUAUGCUGUAGAUAUAUUAACAUGGGAGAAAGAAAAUGAAUUGCCACCAGGUUUAGAAACAGCCAAGAAAAAUGAUACUUAUUACUGCAUGCUUUUUAAUGAUGAAGUCCACACAUAUGAGCAAGUUAUUUAUACACUUCAAAAAGCAGUGAAUUGUACACAGAAGGAGGCCAUUGGGUUUGCAACAACUGUGGAUCGAGAUGGGCGCAGAUCAGUUCGCUAUGGAGAUUUUCAGUAUUGUGACCAAGCCAAAUCUGUGAUAGUGAGAAGUACUACUCGCCAGACUCGGCCAUUGAAGGUUCAAGUUAUGCGUUCAUCUAUUGUUGCCCAUCAAAGCUUUGGUCUGAAGCUUCUCACUUGGCUGAGUAACAUUAUCGGAUAUUCAGAUGGUCUUCGUAGAAUAUUGUGCCAAGCUGGUUUACAAGAAGGACCGGAAGGAGAAAAUUCUUCCCUUGUUGAUAAAUUGAUGCUUUCUGAUUCUAAACUUUGGAAAGGAGCUAGAAGUGUGUAUCAUCAGUUAUUCAUGAGCAGCCUACUUAUGGAUUUGAAAUACAAGAAACUGUUUGCUUUCCGGUUUGCCAGAAAUUAUGAGCGAUUGCAGAAUGAUUAUGUGAAAGAUGACCACGACAGAGAGUAUUCAAUUGCUGACCUCUCGGUGCAGAUUUUCACAGUACCUUCUCUUGCAAGAAUGUUAAUUGUAGAAGAGAAUCUCCUGACUACUAUAAUCUCAACAUUUAUGGAUCACUUACGACAUAGAGAUAUACAGGGGAGAUUUCAGUUUGAACGGUAUACUGCACUACAGGCAUUCAAGUUCCGACGAGUGCAAAGCCUGAUUCUGGAUUUAAAGUAUGUGUUGAUAAGCAAGCCAGUUGAGUGGUCAGAUCAACUGAGGCAAAAAUUUCUAGAUGGCUUUGAUGUCUUCUUGGAAUUGCUGAGGUGUAUGCAAGGUAUGGAUCCAAUAACCCGCCAAGUAGGACAGCAUAUUGAAAUGGAACCAGAGUGGGAAGCUGCAUUCACACUGCAAAUGAAAUUAACACAUGUUAUCUCAAUGAUGCAAGACUGGUGUGCUUUAGAUGAAAAAGUGCUUAUUGAAGCAUAUAAGAAAUGUUUGACUACUUUGAUGCAAUGCCACUGUGGUUUUACUGAUGGAGAACAGCCUAUUGAACUCAGCAUGUGUGGCCAUUCAGUUGAAACUAUUAGAUACUGUGUUUCUCAGGAAAAAGUUAGCAUUCAUCUUCCUGUUUCCCGUUUACUUGCAGGUCUACAUGCACUUUUGAGCAAAACAGAAGUAGCAUACAAGUUUCCAGAACAACUGCCAAUGAGUGAACUUAGUCCACCUAUGUUAAUUGAACAUCCCCUGCGAUGUCUAGUUCUGUGCGCCCAAGUUCAUGCUGGAAUGUGGCGGAGAAAUGGAUUUUCACUUGUUAAUCAGAUAUACUACUAUCAUAAUGUAAAGUGCAGAAAAGAAAUGUUUGACAAAGACAUAGUAAUGCUCCAGACAGGUGUGUCUAUGAUGGAUCCAAACCACUUUUUGAUGAUGAUGCUGUGUCGCUUUGAACUUUAUCAGAUAUUUAGUACACCUGAUUAUGGCAAAAGAUUCAGUUCUGAAAAUACCAAUAAGGAUAUGGUUCAGCAAAAUAAUACCCUCAUUGAAGAAAUGUUACACCUAAUUAUAAUUAUUGUUGGAGAGAGAUUUACUCCAGGAAUUGGGCAGAUUAAUGCUACAGAUGAAAUCAAAAGAGAGAUUAUUCACCAGCUGAGCAUCAGACCCAUGGCUCAUAGUGAACUAGUAAAAGCAUUGCCAGAAGAUGAAAACAAAGAGACCGGAAUGGAAACUGUCAUUGAAGCAGUUGCCUGUUUCAAGAAACCAGGAUUAACAGGAAGAGGCUUAUAUGAGUUAAAGCCAGAAUGUGCUAAAAAUUUCAAUUUAUACUUUUACCAUUUUUCAAGGGCAGAACAGUCUAAGGCAGAGGAAGCCCAAAGAAAACUAAGACGGCAAAACCGGGAAGACACAGCACUCCCACCUCCUGUAUUACCAUCAUUUUGCCCUCUGUUUGAAAGCCUGAUUAAUAUUCUGCAGUGUGAUGUCAUGUUAUGCCUUAUGAGAACAAUCCUUCAGUGGGCAGUAGAGCAUAAUGGAUAUGCCUGGUCAGAGUCCAUGCUACAAAGGAUUCUCCACUUGAUUGGAAUGGCACUACAAGAAGAAAAACAACAUAUUGAGAAUGCUAGUGAAGAUAAUCUUGUGACUUUUACAUUCACUCAGAGGAUUGCAAGGCCUUGUGAGACACCCCGCAAUUCCCCAAGUAUAUUAGCCAUGCUAGAAACUUUGCAAAAUGCACCCCACCUAGAAGUGCAUAAAGACAUGAUCAGAUGGAUACUAAAGACUUUUAAUACUGUUAAGAAACUCCGAGAGAGAUCUUCUACAAGUCCUGUUUUGGAGACUGAGGGAAACUUUAUGGAAGAGAGCUCACGAGAUAAAGAAAAGGCCGAGAGGAAACGAAAAGCAGAGAUUGCUAGAUUGCGAAGAGAGAAGAUCAUGGCACAGAUGUCUGAGAUGCAGCGGCAUUUCAUUGAUGAGAACAAAGAACUCUUCCAGCAAACCAUAGAUGAACUUGAAACUUCUACCUCCAGAGUGCACGAUCAUAGUCCUUCAGUUUCAGAUUCCAGGCUUAUUGCCUUGGGUCCCGAGCAGACUAAAGUAUGUGAACAAAGACAAAUAGUUACUUGUAUCUUAUGCCAAGAAGAACAGGAGGUCAAAAUGGAUAAUAGAGCAAUGGUGCUGGCAGCAUUUGUUCAGAGAUCAACAGUCUUAUCCAAAAAUAGGAAUAAAGUGAUUUCAGAUCCUGAAAAAUAUGAUCCAUUAUUUAUGCAUCCAGACCUGUCAUGUGGAACACACACUGGUAGUUGUGGACAUAUUAUGCAUGCACAUUGCUGGCAAAGGUAUUUUGAUGCCGUGCAAGCAAAAGAACAAAGACGACAACAAAGAUUACGAGUGCAUACAAGUUACGAUGUAGAAAAUGGUGAAUUCCUUUGUCCUCUCUGUGAAUGCUUAAGCAAUACUGUCAUUCCUCUUCUUCCUCCUCCAAGGACUUUAUUUAGCAGAUUAGACUUUGCAAAAGAACAAAAUCUAGUUCAAUGGAUAAGAAGAUUGUCUCAGCAAAUCAAAGCAUUGGUUAUGCUUCGAGAUCAGGAAAGUGCCAAUAAUCUUCCUUGUAAUAACUCAGAAAAAAUGGAUGAAGCACAUCUACCUGAAGGAUUUAGGCCAGAGGUUCAACCAAAGAAUCCAUAUUCUGAAAGCAUUAAGGAAAUGCUGAAAACAUUUGGUACUGCAACGUAUAAAGUUGGCCUGAAAGUUCACCCCAAUGAAGACGAUCCACGUGUACCUAUAAUGUGCUGGGGCAGUUGUGCAUUUACAAUCCAAGCAAUAGAGCAAAUUUUAGCUGAUGAAGAAAAACCAUUAUUUGGUCAAUUGUCUUGCAGACAGGAUGACUGUCUUACUUCAUUAACACGAUUUGCGGCUGCACAGUGGACAGUUUCUUCACUAUUAGCAGUACAGGGUCACUUUUGUAUGCUUUUAUCAUCACUGGUGCCUUAUGAAAAAAGUGGAAAUCUUCCAUGCAUUCUUGAUAUCGACAUGUUUCAUUUAUUGGUAUGCUUGGUAUUCUCUUUCCCUGCUGUACAUUGUCAGGACUUUUCAGGAGUCAGUCUUGGUACAGGAGAUAUUCAUAUCUUCCACCUUGUCACUAUGGCACAAAUUGUGCAAAUAAUACUUACCUCAUCCACAGAAGAAAAUGGCAUGGACCAAGGAAACUCUACUGUUGAAGAAGCUGCUGUUCUUGCUUUGCAUAAGCAUAUUGGCCAGUGUGUGGGCAGUGCCUUGAAAGAAAUUUCUUCUGGAUGGCACCUAUGGAAAAGUAUAAAAACUGGGAUCAUGCCUUUUCUGAGGUGCUCUGCUAUGUUCUUCCACUAUUUAAAUGGAGUUCCCAUACCACCAGAAUUGAAAGCCAAUGGGGCAAACCAGUUUGAAUACUUAUGUAGCUAUCUCUCCUUGCCAACCAACUUAAUUUGCCUUUUUCAAGAGAACAGCAAAAUUACAAAUACAUUAAUAGAAAGCUGGUGUAAUAACAGUGAAGUAAAAAGAUGCCUGCAAGGUCAGCGACAAGCCAUAUGCUAUCCACGUGAGUCUAAUAAAUUAAUAGAACUUCCAGAAGAUUACAGCUGCCUAAUCAAUCAAGCAUCUAAUUUUUCGUGUCCAAAGUCAGGUGGUGAUAAAAGUAGAGCACCAACAUUAUGCCUUGUCUGUGGAACUAUGUUGUGUUCUCAGAGCUACUGUUGUCAAACAGAGCUAGAGGGAGAAGAUGUAGGAGCAUGUACUGCACAUACAUAUACAUGUGGCUCUGGAGUCGGAAUUUUCCUCAGAGUACGUGAAUGUCAAGUGCUAUUUCUUGCUGGAAAAACCAAGGGUUGUUUCUAUGCUCCUCCCUAUUUAGAUGACUAUGGAGAGACUGAUCAGGGACUCAGGCGUGGGAAUCCUUUACAUCUGUGCAGAGAAAGAUUUAAAAAGAUUCAAAAACUCUGGCAACAACACAGUAUCACAGAGGAAAUAGGACAUGCACAAGAAGCAAAUCAAACUUUAGUAGGCAUUGACUGGCAGCAUUUAUAAUUUAUUUUCUGAGUUCUAGAACUGAAUAAUUCUUUUGUAAUCCAUCAUAAUACAUCAAGCAAAAAA
This is a messenger RNA of Protobothrops mucrosquamatus (brown spotted pit viper), 5332 nucleotides long. RefSeq names its product ubiquitin protein ligase E3 component n-recognin 2 (gene UBR2). Gene Ontology annotation, biological process: ubiquitin-dependent protein catabolic process via the N-end rule pathway. The coding region runs from base 5 to 5266 and encodes 1753 amino acids. NCBI's taxonomy places the organism in Eukaryota, Metazoa, Chordata, Lepidosauria, Squamata, Viperidae. The record is from RefSeq and is a predicted model, not a curated record. Gene Ontology annotation, molecular function: ubiquitin protein ligase activity; zinc ion binding. Gene Ontology annotation, cellular component: cytoplasm; ubiquitin ligase complex. The transcript is spliced from 47 exons.